GAUUCUGUUCGAAAUGGCACCCUAUAAAUUCAAAAUGGAGAACCCAGAAGACAGAAUUUGCAAUUUUGCAUCACAUUUUGUCAUCAAAAGCAUUCUAAAUGAUUAUAAAGAAAGUGAACAUUACAUUGAAGGUUAUGUUUGUACAAAGGACGAAGUUGUCGAUGUAUUAAGACACUUUAGUAUCUCAACGUGUACAAGAUACAGCGUUACCAAGGCCUGCAGAAGUUUUGGGAAUGACCUCACUUCAGCCGAGCUGCAAAAUGUGCGGGGUACCUCCUCUGAAUCUAGUCAGAACAAGGAGAGCCAAUCAAAAACCAAGGGCAAUUUCUAUGGCGGGAAACUGCGUUGCCUCUGGACAAGUCAAAGAGAACCUAAUAUCAAGUUUGACGGUGUUCCAUUCAUUAUCCGUGGUUCAAAAGUGAUGCAGUGCAAAUGUGUGACAGGUCCAUUUAGAAAUUAUGGCGCAAAAGUUAAACAGGAGAAUGGGAAAGAACCCAAAGUGAAGAGACUAAAGACUGAGAAGAUGCGUCCGGAGGUACACAGCUGUUUGGCUCGAUUACGCAUCAAAGAGAUCUUCAGAUUUCCAGAAUUCUCUAUAGAAAAAGACCCAAAGGAAACUAGCAAGCAUUUCGAGCGAGUAUCCAAGCGUUUCAAGUUGGAUGAGCUCCGAGAUGCUUGUGCCUCUGACUGCAAGCUCCCAUUGGUUGAGAGGAGAUUCUACAUUUUGCUGCCAAAACCUCAUUUGCAUAACCAUCAAACAGGCACAGGAGGAAACAAAUCUCUUGAAGCAAUCAUCCACCAACUACAAGAAGAUGACCCAUCCGCAAACUUCUUCUUCCAGUCAUCUGAAACUGUGGAAAACUCGCAAGAAAAUCUUGCCGUAAAAGCAAUUAAACAUGAACUGAAUGAAUCCGAGGACUCUGUUAAAAUGGAUGAUAUAUCACAAGACUCUUGUGGAGUAAAACAGGAGUCAUAUUCCGGCGGAUCAUUCCUAUUUGUCCAUCAGACACAUUGGCAACGCGAAUUCCUGAUGCAUUAUGGGAAUGAGCUCUCCGUGUUGAAUCCGAUGAUUGAAACACAGAGUUACUGUCUGCCAUUGUAUUUUGUUUACGUCAAGACAGACCUUGGUUAUACAUGUGUCGCCACCUUCAUUGUGCAUAAGGAAACGGUGGAGAAUCUAUCGUCAGCGUUGAAGGUGUUGAUGCAGUGGAAUGUGGACUGGAAGCCAAAAUACUGGAUGACCGUGUUGAAGCAUUCUGGGGCAGAAAUUACCGCACUUCAGGAAAACUUUCCAGCCAGUAAAGUCUAUCUGUGUCCACUGUUUGUUGAGGAGGCCAUCCAUCGUUGGAUCACCGUGGGACGUUACAAGGUUGAUGUGUCGGAACAGGAGGAGUUGGAGUCCAUGAUACUCCGCAUAAAGAAUGCCGAGGAUGAACCUGCCUUGCAUGAAGCUCAGUGCAGUUUGGAGAAAAGUCACGCUUGGCUGAAAAACCAGCAUCUACAGAAUUGGUUUUGUGAUCUGUGGGUUCCUCACAUUGAAAAGUGGGCCUAUUAUUACCAGAAACAUGACGGUUAUUUCAAGUUUGUGUCCUCAGUCAACUCACACACCCCCCUUGCCAAGAUGAAUAUUGUUUACUCGCUAACGACCAACAAUCCAGAGAGGACCAUGAAGGGGGUCAUCUCACAGGUUGUUGAGUCGUAUUUACCAUCUCUACACAUGAGGUUUGUACGGAAUUUCCAGCGUCAUGCGAGCACGUACUCCUCAUGUCUGGUGAAGAGAAGAAUGCCGGCGUACCUUGAUGGGAGGCCGCACCAGUUCUUCAAACACUGCAUGGACAUGCUGGCUAAGGCUGAAAGGAAGUGUGAAAUCUCAAAAGUUGCUGACGGAAGUGGAGCAUUCAUGGUCACACACAGAAAUGACAACACUGCAUGCUUAGAAAUGAAUACCUCUAAAACAUGGAUGGUGAAGUUAAUCAGUGAGGACGGCAUGCCACAAUGCAAUUGUGAAAACUGGCUAAAAACAAGAUGGCCAUGUCAGCAUUUCUUUGAACUUUUCGUUAGCGGCGUGGCGAGUUGGUUGGAUUUGCCUCAUACUUAUACGUCUAGUCCUUUCUUGAAGGUGUUCCCAUUCACCAAAUCCUUCCAAACGGGACUUGCUGAUGUAGUGUUUAACAAACACCAUAAAGGUGUAACUCCUGAACAGUCAGGAACCAAGCAGAAACGAGAGAAAUCAUUCAUUAAACACAUCACAACUGACCGUGGAGAUUUUGUGCAAGUGUAUGAUGGGACAAGUGGUAUGUUGGUCUGUGUGAAUGCUGAAGAUCUCGACCAGGCGUCAAGUGAUGCUGGUCUUUCCAAUGAACAGGAAGAGGAAGUCCUCAACCUUGAAGGAAAUGUGGUCAUUGAAGUUGUUAUUGGGGACGAGGUUAGUUUUGAUGAUGGUUACUAUGACACUGGAUACAUUUCCACCGGUGAAAACAGCAAACGCACCAACCAUGUUUAUAUUCCACUCAAUACAACAGCAGAAUCUGGAGGUUCUGUCGUUGCCACGGUGACUGAUAUACACAACCAAGAGGAUAUGCUAAAGGUUGCCCAACAGGACGUGUCUGGAUAUUCUGAAGUUCAAGAUAUCGCGUUUGUUCAAUCUCAGAAUACAUGCAUCACUGAAGAUCCUCCUAAUACACAUAACACCAUCACUAAUGGUGAAAUGUUACAGAGCUGUUCAUAUGCUGGUAAGAUUUUCCUGCAGGUGAUCGAUGAUGUCACAGGCUCGUGUUCGUCAGACGAGAGUAAAACAGACAAAUGCCCCAAGAAAACCGGCAGUGCUGAAGUUAUUGUGAGUGUGCAGCCGGACAGCAGCAUGGUCUUGCCUGCAGAUGCGCUUGACUCUCAUAAUUACAGCAUCAACUCUGAAAUAUUGCAACAUCGGGAGAAUAGUAGCAAGUCAUUUGUGCAAGAUUGUGAUUCAGUGUGAGAUUGGACAGCCACCCUAGGUGGCAUGCUGGCACAUGGUCAGCCACACCCUAGGUGGCAUGCUGGCACAUGGACAGCCACCCUAGGUGGCAUGCUGGCACAUGGUCAGCCACACCCUAGGUGGCAUGCUGGCACAUGGACAGCCACCCUAGGUGGCAUGCUGGCACAUGGACAGCCACCCUAGGUGGCAUGCUGGCACAUGGUCAGCCACCCUAGGUGGCAUGCUGGCACAUGGUCAACCACCCUAGGUGGCAUGCUGGCACAUGGUCAACCACCCUAGGUGGCAUGCUGACACAUGGUCAGCCACCCUAGGUGGCAUGCUGGCACAUGGUCAACCACCCUAGGUGGCAUGCUGGCACAUGGUCAACCACCCUAGGUGGCAUGCUGACACAUGGUCAGCCACCCUAGGUGGCAUGCUGACACAUGGUCAGCCACCCUAGGUGGCAUGCUGGCACAUGGUCAACCACCCUAGGUGGCAUGCUGGCACAUGAUCAGCCACCCUAGGUGGCAUGCUGGCACAUGGUCAACCACCCUAGGUGGCAUGCUGACACAUGGUCAACCACCCUAGGUGGCAUGCUGGCACAUGGUCAACCGCUUGCUUAAAUCUGGCUGGUCAUCUGUCGCGUAAACCCCAGGAUUAUUGCAGCCCCAAAUGUUGGCAAAAACAUCAUUUUCGGAUUUUGCUUUUGCAAUAUCCUAUAAUAACACCAAGUUACCCUAACGUUUGCAAUUGUACCCCCUUUCGUAAAAUACUCGUCUCACUAAAAUAUUCGACGUGCAGAAAUCAAGUGGUUUACUGAACAGAAACUUCAUGUUAAGAGUUACAAUGUGGUUAUUUGGCAAUAAAUGAAAGAGGAAUCAA
Molecule: messenger RNA, 3835 nt
Organism: Lineus longissimus
Lineage: Eukaryota; Metazoa; Nemertea; Pilidiophora; Heteronemertea; Lineidae
Exons: 9
Coding region: 14-2974 (986 amino acids)
Molecular function (GO): zinc ion binding; DNA-binding transcription factor activity
Source: RefSeq, a predicted model, not a curated record